Messenger RNA from Sceloporus undulatus (fence lizard), 5151 nucleotides. RefSeq names its product zinc finger MIZ-type containing 2 (gene ZMIZ2). Lineage: Eukaryota; Metazoa; Chordata; Lepidosauria; Squamata; Phrynosomatidae. Gene Ontology annotation, molecular function: SUMO ligase activity; zinc ion binding. The transcript has 19 exons. Bases 541 to 3360 code for a protein of 939 amino acids. Gene Ontology annotation, biological process: protein sumoylation; regulation of transcription by RNA polymerase II. The record is from RefSeq and is a predicted model, not a curated record.
UUCGUGGCCAGAAGAGGCGGAGUGCUGCUGCUGGGGCUGCAGGGCCUCCUCCUAUUCCUCCUCCUGCUGCUCUUGCUCUUCUAUUGUGCAAAGCGGAAUGGAGGGGGUCAGCCGAGGCCUGGGGCUGGGGCUCCUGCAGAGGCAGUAAAGGAGAAAGGGAAGAAGGAGGAGAAGGAGAAGAAGGAGGAGGAGAGGAGCCACUGCUGCUGCGUCCCCUUCCUUCUCCUCUUCCUCUUCCUCCUCCUCUUCUUCAGGGGGCUUUGUUAGCUCCUCUUCGCCCUCAGACCCCCGACAGCAUGACUGCCCUCUGAGGAAGGAAGAAAGAAGGAGAAAGAGAAGGAGAAGGAGGAGAGGAAGGACCACAGAGGAGCCCUUCCAGGAAGGCAGAGGCAGCGCAGGGCCAUUUUCACCCGGAGGAGCCUCGCUCUCCAUUGCUCCCAGCCCAGCUGGUGCUGUGAAACUCAAAGGGGCUGAGGCUGCUGCUCUCACUGGGUUGCCUUGGAAGAUCCUGCACCCAACCCCUUCACCUUCCUGUAGCCAAUGAACUCAAUGAACCCAAUGAAACCAUCGCUCCCACCCACCCCACAUGGUGAUGGUUCAUAUGCCUAUGAGUCAGUUCCUUGGCAACAGAAUACCAAUCAGCCUGCAGGAUCUCUCUCAGUGGUAACCACGGUGUGGGGAGUCAGCAACACAUCCCAGAGUCAGGUUUUUGGAAACCCCAUGGGCCCUGGGGGAAACUCCUCUGGCAACCCCAUGAUGCCCAGUGUGGCCAGCAGUGGCUCUGGAAUGAACUCGCCUCAAUUUAUGGGACAACAGCCUUUCCCUGAGGGUUCCACUGGCAAGGGCUACGUGCAGCCUGGGAUGUACAGCCGCAACUCUUAUCCUGGAGGGCCAGGCUUCACCACAAGUUAUGCAGGCAGUCCAAAUGGCCCUGGGGGAAUGGGCAUUCCUUCACAUACUGGGAGACCCACUCCGGACUUCACCCAAGCCGCCGCCGCUGCUGCUGUAGCAGCUGCCGCUGCCACGGCCACAGCUACAGCCACAGCAACGGUAGCCGCCCUGCAGGAGAAACAAAGCCAGGAGCUGAGCCAGUAUGGAGCGAUGGGGGCUGGGCAGCCCUUCAACAACCAGUUCCUUUCUCACUCGGGCCCUCGAGGACCAGCUGUGACCCCUGGAAUGAAUCCUGCCAACAUGGGUGGUGUGAUGGGUGCUUCUGGGAUGUCUCCCAUGAGCAUGAAUACUGCAAGACCUCCCAACAUGAAUGCCAUCUAUGGAGGACAACGGAUGCCACAACAUGGAUACCCUGGUCCCCCACAAGGCCAGCAGAUCCCCAGGCAAAGUGUCAAGAGGACCUACUCCAAUGAGGGUUAUCCAGGACAACAGUAUAUGCAGGGUGGCCAGUACCCUUCCCAAGCUGGGCAAUAUGCCCCUAAUGCACCUCAGCCAUCUGCUCCGUCCCCAUCAUAUGCUGCCCACAGGAUGCCCAUGCAGCAGGGAAUGAGCCAGUAUCUGUCUGCUUCUGGCACUAGUGGUCCAUACUAUAAGCCUACUGAUCAGUUCAAUGGUCAAACCACCAAUUUCAAUGGAGGCAACUUCAACAGCUAUGGACAGGCUACAAUGAAUGGGCCGGGACGAUCCAUGCCUGGUUAUCCUAGCUCUCCAUUACCUGGCAAUCCCACCCCUCCAAUGACACCUGGCAGUAACAUCCCUCCAUAUAUGUCCCCAGGGCAGGAUGUGAAGUCACCGUUCCUUCCAGACAUCAAACCUAAUAUCAACUCUUUACACCCUUCUCCCUCUGGAAACCCAUGCGAUGAGUUGCGCUUGACCUUCCCUGUGCGGGAUGGGGUGGUGUUGGAGCCAUUUCGCCUCCAGCACAACUUGGCUGUCAGCAACCAUGUCUUCCAGCUCAGGGAUUCUGUUUACAAGACUCUGAUGCUCAGGCCUGACUUGGAGCUGCAGUUUAAGUGUUACCACCAUGAGGAUCGACAAAUGAAUACUAACUGGCCAGCCUCAGUUCAGGUCAGCGUGAAUGCCACACCUCUGACCAUUGAGCGGGGAGACAACAAGACAUCCCACAAGCCCCUCUACCUGAAGCAGGUGUGCCAGCCUGGCAGGAACACCAUCCAGAUCACAGUCACCGCCUGCUGCUGUUCUCAUCUCUUCGUUCUGCAGCUGGUUCACAGGCCCUCUGUGCGGUCCGUUUUGCAGGGUUUAAUAAAAAAGCGGCUCCUGCCAGCUGAGCAUUGCAUCACCAAAAUAAAACGAAACUUCAGCAGCGGCACAAUCCCUGGAACUCCAGGUCCAAAUGGUGAAGAUGGGGUGGAGCAGACAGCCAUCAAAGUGUCUCUGAAAUGCCCCAUCACUUUUCGGAGAAUCCAACUUCCUGCAAGGGGUCAUGACUGUCGACACAUACAGUGCUUUGACCUGGAAUCCUACCUCCAGCUGAACUGUGAAAGGGGAACAUGGCGAUGUCCUGUUUGCAAUAAAACAGCCUUGCUGGAAGGACUUGAAGUAGAUCAGUACAUGCUGGGGAUUCUAAUCUAUAUUCAAAACUCUGAAUAUGAAGAGAUCACCAUUGACCCAACGUGCAGCUGGAAACCUGUGCCCAUCAAACCCGACAUCCACAUCAAGGAGGAGCAGGAUGGGCCGGUGCUGAAGCGUUGCCGCACCAUGAGCCCCACACAUAUGGUGAUGCCCAAUGUCAUGGAGAUGAUUGCUGCCCUGGGACCUGGUCCCUCUCCAUUUGGGCCCCUGCAACCUCCAUCUGCCAGCAGUGGCAACAGUGACUUCACUGGCCAAAAUUCAAACUUUUCAGGUCCUGGAACUUUCCCAGAUUCAUUCCCUACUGUGAAUCCUGGCACACCGACAUUAAAUGAAUUCAACCAAGGACCUCCUCCAAUCUCAUACCAGUCUGACAUUCCCAGCACAAUGCUGACUUCUGAAAAGCCACCUGCUCCCUCCAUCACUGGACAGAUGCCUUCAUCAAAUAGGAUGGAUGCUUCUUCACACAAUCCUGUGCAACAGGGCCUAAACAACCCCAACCUUGGCAGUCAACCAGGGCAACAGCAGCAGCAGCAGCAGCAACAACAGCAGCUCCACCAUCGGAACCAACCCCCACCCCAGUCACGGCAACCUAUGGGACAGUCAGGUUCAGGAGGCCAGACACAUGGAAGCCAGGACCUUGCCUUCAAUCCAAGUGCUGGGAUGGGAGUGCCACCUGGACCAGUAGACGGACCAGAGUCUUCCCUUGAUCUUCUUCCUGAGUUGACGAACCCAGAUGAGCUGCUGUCUUACCUAGGGCCCCCAGAUCUCCCCAAUAACAGCAAUGAUGACCUGCUUUCCUUGUUUGAGAACAAUUGAAGCCAUCCCUUGUGGAAAACAGUCACCAGGCUCUGCACACCACAUACACACACACACACAAUUGCAUAUCACAUGUACACACACACACACACACACACACAGAGUAACUGUACCAAAACACAGUCCAUCCCCUAGCAUCCCAGACACUCAUCCACAGAGGCCUUGCUUCAUAUAAUGGCAAUGCCCAGUGAGUCCUGCCAGUGAAACAGAACUGUCCUAAGGCAGCCCAAGGAACUUUGGUGGCCAGUCAGUCAUCCCAUUUUGUUCAGAAUGGCUUCCAGUCUACCAAAAGGCUCCCAUGGACCCUAUGGCAGCCUGCUUUAGCUGCCUUGGGAAAACCUUCCUAUGCAGGAGAGAGAAUGGUGGUGCUGGGGAAGUGGUGGUGGGGAAUACGAAGUUUUUAUCAAGUCGCUCAGACUAUGCCACAGUACUCAGCCAUAUGGCAGCUGUAUUGUUUAUACUAAUCCUGCCCCAGAGACAUCCAGGAAACUCACAGCCAGGGAAGGAAGACAUGGAGCCAAAUGGCUUCUGGAUAUUUUAGUAAAACUAAUGACUCUCCCCCGUUUCCUCCUGCACCUCAGUCUGGAUCUUCAUCUUGGGAAGGGCAGCACCACUUUGAACAUGUCAAGCUGUUGGAUGAAAGUGGCUGCUCUUCCUGGGUUUUUGUUUUUGUUUUAUGGUGGUUCUUUUACAUAUAUUCUGAUAUUUUUAAAACCAGAAAGCUUGAAGUAAAGGCAGAGAUUGAAAGUGCCAGAAGAAGUAUAUGGAGCUUGCUUGCUCUUGUGUGUCAUUGGACCUGCAGGCUCAUGAAGCCAGCUCUGUCUGCCCAAACCCCUUGUUCCAGAGAUAGACAUGGCAACUAGUCUGUCAUUUUGUUUUUGCUUUUUGUCUGUUAUCUUCCAGCAACAUAGAUAUCCAGAAGAAACCCAAAUCAGGAUCAGAAAACCUGUUCUUUUCAAGACCAAGAAGUGCUCCCUGCUCCAAAAGUUUUUUCCCCCCUUUCAAAGGCCCUCACAAAAGUUUGACCUGGAAAACCUUUCCCCUCCCCAUUUCUUUCCCAUGGAUUUACAGUAGUAAAGAAAUGCAUCUGUGGAUUGAAAGAACACAGUUCCCUGGACACAACCUGACAUACUGAUUCCAUCAAUCGAUGGAUCUGUCUACAAGCACAACAUUGUAAAUAAUGUAGAAACACUAAAGGAAACAAAAGUGAAGGUGGGAGGAAAAGGAGGGGAGGGGAGGGGAGGGAAAGAAAUAUUUAAAAGCAAGCGCAUCACUCUGUUAUAUAGUCUCAAGGGCUUCUAAGCCUUGGGACAAAACUCCUCUGUAUAAAUGUGCAUAAGCUUCCUAGAUUGUAAUAUAGACCAUUCCACAUGGGGCUGUGUGCACCAUCCAGAGACCCAAUGCAUUUAGCCAUAGCCAGGGACUGUCCCUUGCAUUUGACAUUUGUGUGUCCCACCAAAGUAGGAUCUGGAUGCUCAGAGCUCAUUUUAACCUGAGCCCCAGAAAUUAUGUGCAACGAGUCAGUCCAAACCACUGUGUGUGUGUUGACCUGCCAUUCCCUUCCAAUCCCUCUCAGGAACCUACUUCAGCUGAGGUUAGCUUUGGGAUGGUGCAAAGAGGUCCCAAAUUUUAACCUGUCUGUGAUGAAUCAGACCCAUUGCUCAUGGCCAGGUUUCCUGAGCCAGGGAGUCCCUGUGUCCAAGUGCUGACAGCUCUGUUGAAUUUUGUGUAUCUUGUUUCAUUAUUAUAUUAAAGGAUUCUUUUUUGGUGGGGCUCACCAAAUAGCUUGCA